GCCUCGCGACAGCCGCUAUGGAUGCCGGCAGGACUGCGGUGCUCCGGGUGAAGCGGAAGCGUAACGCAGAGCCCGCCGAGGCUCUGGUGUUGGCUUGCAAGCGUCUCCGAAGAGAUGAGGUCGAGUCAGUUGCCGAGGAGACACCAAAGCGUCUGGACGGAGCGGCGGAGAAUAAUGUGUUUCAGUUGGUGGCCACCGUGCGCUCCCAGGAGGAGCCGAUCCAGUCUCUCGUGCGGGCUGCCCUGCGCCCUUACCGGGACAGCCAGCAGCGUAUUCGCCGCAAUCUCCGCGCCACAGCCAGCGAGAUCAGGAAAGAGGGCCGCUACCGGGUGGUCUCUGGCCGCCGAGCGGCGGGGACCUCCCGCAGCCUGGAGUACGCGCCAGGGACCUCAGAAGCUCCCGGGGACUCAGGCUUCCAGCUGUUGGACCUGGUACACGAGGAAGGUGACCCAGAGGCCGCCUCUACUGACUCCAGCAAAACAUCUGACCCAGAUAUGAUCCUCUGCAAUAAUGUAGAGCUGAUCCGUGAGUGGCUAACUAUAUCUGACGAUGGACCGGGAGCUGGAUGCGAGGAGAAACAGAAGCAUGAUGACUACGUGUAUGACAUUUACUGCUUGGAGACGGCCACUCCAGGGUGGACUGAGAACAUCCUCUCUGUGCAGCCUUAUACCCAGGAGUGGGAACUGGUGCAUGAUGAUGAGCAACCAGAAGACGUGUACGAAGAUGAAGACGAUGAGAACAGUGAGAGCAACUGGCGCAAUGAAUACCCAGAAGAGGAGAGCAGCGAUGAAGAUGAAGAUUCCAGAGGUUCUGAUGAAUACGACAGCUUGAGUGAAGAAGAAAGAGGCAGCAGGCAACAGAUUUGGCACAAGUACCCUCUGCAUGUACAGAAGGAGUUUGGCUAUGAUAACCUGGAUUCAGACUGAUGGUCUUAUACUACCCAUGCGCAGACCCAAGAGGGCUCUGUGCUUAGGAUUAACUGGCCUGGUGACGUGCUCCCAGGAUUCCUAGCUGAAGAGAUGGAAGGAAAAAGCAUUCUGAGCAGUACCAUCCCAGCACGUGGAAAACUUAAGCUAAUAGAGUAAGUCUUUUCCACGCAUAGUAGGGCCCCUUGGUGUCAAUCAGAACUGGCUGUAGUCUGGGAAAAAAAUUCUCUAAAAUGGAAAGUUCCUCUCACUUCCUCCACAAGGCAUUGUUCCUGGCACUCUAGUUCUGUGGCAAAGCCAAAAGGGGAAGAGAGGUUUCAGUUUCAUCAGCAGUAAGAUUCUACUUUACCUUACUACCUGACUGCCUGCCACCAGUAAAAGCCUCUUCUCCUUGAUAGUGGGCACCUGGAAGGGUUAGUGGGUGCCCUGCAGCAGCAGUCUAGAUAGUAACAGCUUUUAGGGCAGGAAGGAAAAUCUGAGCUGUGAUGUUAAUAGCUAUCUUGCCUCCUGGCCUGUUACUCUGAUAACAGUAUAAAGAUUCCUGUCAUCUUUUGGCAAUGGUGCCAAGAAAUAGUACGCAUGAAUGUGUUACUCUGUUUAAUAAAACUCCUUUUGAAAAAAAAAAAAACAAAAAAAACAAAAAAAAAACCAAAAAAAAAAAAAAAACCAAAAAAAAACUCCUUUUGAACAUUGAAACGAAUGAUUUCUUUAGAACAUUUGUUUUUUUGAGACAGGGUCUUGCUAUGUAGUUCAGGCUGGCCUUUAACUCACUAUGUAGCCCAGGCUGGCCUCCAACUCAUGCUGAUCCUUUUGCCUCAGCCUCCUGAAUGCUGGGAUUGCAGGCACAUGCCAUUGUGCCCAGCUCAAAACCUUUAAAUCUGAGUCUUAGGUGUUUUUCUUCUAUACUUUCACCCCACAAAAAAGAAGGGCAGUUAGUGUGGCAAAAGUUUCAGAAUUAACCUUAGUAAGGACUUAAGGGAAGGAAAAGAAAGCACAUCCUGAACUUGGGUUUCUAUUUAAAACUGUUUACUGUUCAUAGCACUCAACAAAAUUAAAUUAUAAUCAUCCCUCGGUGUCAAUGGGUGAUUGGUUCCAGAACCUCCUGUGAAUACCAAAACCCACAGAUUCUCAAGUCCCUUGUAUAAAAUGUAUUUUCACAUAACCCUUGCACAUUCUGUAUAUAUUUUGUCAUCUCCAGAUUACUUAUAAAACCUAAUAUGAUGUAAAUGUUAUGCAAUUGUUAUAUAUGUAUUGUUUGGGGAAUAAUGGCAAGAAAAAAAAUAAACCUGUACAUGUGCAAUACA
Molecule: messenger RNA, 2230 nt
Organism: Chinchilla lanigera (long-tailed chinchilla)
Lineage: Eukaryota; Metazoa; Chordata; Mammalia; Rodentia; Chinchillidae
Gene: Slc7a6os
Product: solute carrier family 7, member 6 opposite strand
Exons: 5
Coding region: 18-926 (302 amino acids)
Biological process (GO): developmental process
Source: RefSeq, a predicted model, not a curated record